AUGAGGUCUCCCACAGGAGAGAAGCCAUAUUUUUGUGAAACGUGUGGUAAAAGCUUCAAACAAAGUUCUUAUUUAACUGUGCACAUAAGGACUCACACAGGUGAGAGGCCAUACUCUUGUGAAACGUGUGAGAAGACCUUCAGACCUAGAUCUGAUUUAAAUGUCCACAUGAGGUGUCAUACAGGUGAGAAGCCGUAUUCUUGUGAAAUGUGUGGUAAAAUAUUCAAAACAAGGUUUUUAUUAACUAACCAUGUGAGGAUUCACACAGGUGAGAAGCCAUUUCCUUGUGAAAUGUGUGGUAAAACCUUCAAAACAAGAUAUGAAUUAAAUGUCCACAUGAGGGUUCAUACAGGUGAGAAGCCCUAUUCUUGUGAAACGUGUGGUAAAACAUUCAAAACAAGAUUUGAAUUAAUUAACCACAUGAGGACUCAUUCAGGUGAGGCACCCUAUUCUUGUGAAACGUGUGGUAAAAUCUUGAGUAAAAGAUUUCAUGUAAUUGACCACAUGAGGAUUCACACAGGUGAGAAGCCGUAUUCUUGUGAAAUAUGCGGUCAAACCUUUAGGCAAAGUGGUCAAUUAAUUGUCCCCAUGAGGAUUAAUAUGAAGAAGCGAAAUUCCAUGUUUCAAGAGCCAGCUUCCAUAACCAGCAUCAGCGACACAGCGGCUCAGUGGUUCGCGCUGAUGUCUCCCUGCGAAGGGUUCGAGUCCAGCUUGGGCCUUUCCGGGUGUGCAUACGAGGGAAAAUGGAGGAGGCAGCUAGUCCUCACAGACAGACACAGGCAGGACCGACACAAUCAGGUCCUCGAGCCCUCCUGA
This is a messenger RNA of Mugil cephalus (flathead mullet), 816 nucleotides long. RefSeq names its product gastrula zinc finger protein XlCGF67.1-like. The record is from RefSeq and is a predicted model, not a curated record. Bases 1 to 816 code for a protein of 271 amino acids. Gene Ontology annotation, cellular component: nucleus. NCBI's taxonomy places the organism in Eukaryota, Metazoa, Chordata, Actinopteri, Mugiliformes, Mugilidae. The transcript is spliced from 4 exons. Gene Ontology annotation, molecular function: RNA polymerase II transcription regulatory region sequence-specific DNA binding; DNA-binding transcription factor activity, RNA polymerase II-specific. Gene Ontology annotation, biological process: regulation of transcription by RNA polymerase II.